This is a messenger RNA of Coniosporium apollinis CBS 100218, 1434 nucleotides long. RefSeq lists its product as uncharacterized. The transcript has a single exon. NCBI's taxonomy places the organism in Eukaryota, Fungi, Ascomycota, Dothideomycetes. The coding region runs from base 1 to 1434 and encodes 477 amino acids. Gene Ontology annotation, biological process: lipid metabolic process. The record is from RefSeq and is a predicted model, not a curated record. Gene Ontology annotation, molecular function: phosphoric diester hydrolase activity.
AUGUCGGCUCCUCUCACCGUCCGCAAUCUGUCGUCCACCCCAAUUGAACUCAAGCUGAUUGAGCGGUUUGGACCCCCAGGCGGCGAGGAGGAGCAUGGCAUCGGCCACAUCAAGAAGUUCGGAGCCCUCGCGAAGAACGUCACGAGUGUCUUCAGCGAUACCGAGUCUUCACCGCCGAAGCUCGCAGACGACGCUCAGAGCUUCGCUCGUCAAGACGUCAACAUACGCAUCGAGCCAUGGACGACGCAGCAUACGGACAUCGCUGCUUCGGAGAGAGGGCCAGGGGAGGUGCUGCGGCUGACUUUUGAAGCUGAGGGACAGCCAUACCGUAUAGACACGCCGACGCCGAACCCUCGAUCUCAGGUCCUUGUACCUCUUGUGCCGGACCCUCGACAUCAGUAUACUGGCGUCUUCAUUCCCAGCGAGACAUAUCUAACGCUAUACUCCUCGAUGAACUUGAACUGCUGGAUGAGAGAGUUCAAGGACGAGACACCGCUGUCCGGGCUCUCAAUACCCGGCACCCACAACUCGCCGACUCAUCACCGCGCUUUGCCUUCCGUACGAUGCCAAGCCGUAUCACCCCGCGAGCAGCUCGAAAACGGCGUGCGUUUCUUCGACAUCCGCGUCCAGCCCGGCGACCCAGAAGACCCCACGAAAGACACCCUCAUCCUCGUCCACGGCGUCUUCCCCAUCUCGCUCUCCGGCAACAAAUACUUCCGCGACCUCGCCAACGACACGCUCGAGUUCCUCGACCGCAACCCGUCCGAGACGGUGAUCAUGUCCAUCAAGCGCGAGGGCCCAGGCGAGCACACAGACCAGCAGCUCUCCAUGAUCAUGCACGACCACUACUCCAUGGACGGCUCGCGCUGGCACACGGCACCCUGGAUCCCGACGCUGGGUAAUGCGCGCAACAAGAUCGUCCUGAUGCGGCGCUUCGCGCUCGACGACCGGCUGAAAGGGGAGUACGGCGGGCGCGGCUGGAACAUCGAUGCCGAGAAUUGGGCGUACAACACGCCCAACGACACGCACGGCGAUGUCUGCGUUCAGGACUUCUGCGAGGUCCUCGAGACUGAGAAUAUCGAUAUCAAGAUCAAGUACUCCGCCGAACAUCUCGAGCGCGCGGCUCAGAUGACGUGUCCUAUCCCGGGCAUCACGACUGAUGCUGUGAAUCCUGUCCCGCCUGGGCCGUUUUACCUGAACUUUUUGAGCGCGAGCAAUUUCUGGAAGGUUGGCUGUUGGCCGGAGAAGAUCGCACAGAAGCUGAAUCCGACCAUUGUUGAGUUUCUGUGCACGAAGCAUGCGGAGGGUGUGGAUGGGGACGGCUCCACGGGGAUCGUGGUCUGCGAUUGGGUUGGUGCCAACGGUGAUUGGGAUCUCGUGAGGUGUAUUGUCGGGAUGAACUCGAGGUUGUUGAUGAAAGAGAUGGGACAGUAG